This is a messenger RNA of Vitis riparia (riverbank grape), 1167 nucleotides long. RefSeq lists its product as uncharacterized. The record is from RefSeq and is a predicted model, not a curated record. Bases 1 to 1167 code for a protein of 388 amino acids. The transcript has a single exon. Lineage: Eukaryota; Viridiplantae; Streptophyta; Magnoliopsida; Vitales; Vitaceae.
AUGCAUGCAAGAUUGGGCCCCCAGCAACCUGGCAGGCCAAGGCCGCCAAUACCCUCCACACGGGGUGUGCACCAUGAUCCUACGGUCACCCCUAUACCACAGAGCGUUCCCCCGCACCAUGACCCCUUGGGCACCCUUAUGGUGCAGAACGUUCCCCCGUACCAAGCAGUACGACAAACUGGGAGAAAUCCCCCAAACGAGCCACCCAUUGGCUCCAUCAGCAAAAGGCUAGACGACAUGCUCUCCACUCCUUUCUACUCUCAUAUCAUUCAUUACGAGCCCCCAAGGGGAUUCCUCGUACCAAAAUUCUCCACAUACGACGGGUCCAGCGACCCCUUCGACCAUAUCAUGCAUUAUCGACAGCUCAUGACUCUCGAUAUAGGCAACGACCCACUACUGUGCAAAGUAUUCCCCGCCAGCUUACAAGGGCAGGCCCUCUCAUGGUUCCAUCGCCUACCUCCCAACUCUGUCAAUAAUUUCAGAGACCUUUCAGAAGCCUUCGUGGGACAAUACCUAUGCUCCGCUCGGCAUAAACAGAACAUCAGCACCCUGCAAAACAUAAAAAUGAAGGAUAAUGAAUCCUUGAGGGAAUUCGUGAAGCGAUUUGGCCAAGUUGUCCUACAAGUGGAGGCUUGCAGCAUGGACGUUGUCCUGCAGAUCUUCAAGCGAAGCAUCUGUCCAGGCACCCCAUUUCUUGAGUCACUCGCUAAAAAGCCUCCUACGACGAUGGAUGACUUGUUUCAACGUGCGAACAAAUACUCAAUGCUCGAAGAUGAUGUACGGGCAGCCACCCAGCAAGUCUUGGUUUCCGGACAACCGUCCAAGGGUAGUACAGAAAGAAGUGCCAAACUUCCGGAUAGGCCAAGGCCAUCAGAUCGAAGGCAGGAAGGGCCAAGUCGCUUGGAGAUGCCACCCCUUACACCCAUUUCCAUAACUUAUGAAAAGUUUCUCCCUAUGAUCCAAGGCAUGUCCGAUUUCAGGUGGCCUAGACCCCUCGAAUCGGACCCGUCCAGAAGGGAUCAUAACAAAAAGUGCGCCUACCACAAGGAGCAUGGCCACACAACGGAGACAUACAGAAGCCUCCAAUAUUUUGUGGAAAGGCUUAUAAAGGCAGGACACUUGAGGCAAUACCUCCGCUCAGACGCCGGAGGCAGAGGCGCUUCCUAA